This is a messenger RNA of Octopus bimaculoides (California two-spot octopus), 423 nucleotides long. RefSeq lists its product as uncharacterized. Gene Ontology annotation, cellular component: nucleoplasm; nucleolus. NCBI's taxonomy places the organism in Eukaryota, Metazoa, Mollusca, Cephalopoda, Octopoda, Octopodidae. Gene Ontology annotation, molecular function: protein binding. The record is from RefSeq and is a predicted model, not a curated record.
GCUGCAGUUGCUUCAAAGACCCCAGGAAAAGCUGCAGUUGCUUCAAAAACCUCAAAAAAGACUGAAACAGAGUCAUCAUCUGACUCUGAUAGUGAUUCGUCAGAUGAUGCGAAGAAAACCCCUCAGAAGCCCAUUGCCAAAACAGCAGCCACUUUAAAACCCCCAAUUAAAACAGCAGUUGCUUCAAAGCCACCGGCGAAAUCCACAGCAGCAGAAUCUUCAUCAUCUGACUCGGACAGUGACUCCUCAGAAGAUGAGCCAAAGAAAGCUACUGAAAAGCCCACUGCCAAAGCUGCAGUUGCUUCAAAAACUCCAGUUAAAACUGCUGCUACAAAAGCUUCGGCAAAAGCAACAGCACCUGAUUCCUCAUCUUCUGACUCAGACAGUGAUUCUUCUGAUGAGCCAAAGAAAACAGCAGUUACU